Plasmodium vinckei vinckei is the source of this 489-nucleotide messenger RNA. Its product is annotated as conserved Plasmodium protein, unknown function. The coding region runs from base 1 to 489 and encodes 162 amino acids. The transcript has 4 exons. The record is from RefSeq and is a predicted model, not a curated record. NCBI's taxonomy places the organism in Eukaryota, Apicomplexa, Aconoidasida, Haemosporida, Plasmodiidae.
AUGGCUAAUAAAAAGGUAAUAAAACCGCAUAAAGUGACAAAGGACUACUUAUUCCAAAAUAUCGACAACGGAGUAGAUACUGAUAUAGACUCUCAUAAUAUAGGACUAGAAGAAAAUAAACGAAAAUUUGCUCAAAAAUAUGAAAAUAAAAGAGAAGAAUUAAUACGGAUCAUAAAUAAUAGCUUAGUAGAAAAUAUUUCAAAUGAUGAUUUAAAAUUUACAUUUCAAAAUAACAACCAAGAUAAAGAUCAUCUCAUUGAAGGGCAUAAUGCAAAUCAAAAUUCGUAUCAUGAAUAUGCAAAUUCACUAUAUCAAUACUAUGGCUUUUUCAGAAUAUUUAUUUUUUCCUUUUUUUUGGUAUUUAUUUUUUGUAUUUUAAUCGCUUCAAUAAUAUCAAUGUUAAAAAUACUCAUUAACAAAUUGAGAAAAAGGAAAAAGACACAUAAAGAUAGCAAAUGUGAAAUAACUUUGAUGAAUGAAAUAAUAUAA